UCCAGAAGUAAAAACAGCAAGAAUCCUAUCUGAACAAUGGCUGAUACAUUUAUAAGGACAGAUACUGAGAAGCAGGGUUACCUUGGUAACCUUGAAAAUCACACAAAAACUCAGCUUGAAGAACUAUUAAAAAGACAGCAGAAGCUGCUGAACAAUAAAUCAUUCAUCAACAAACUUCCAGACAGGGGGAAGAAAAUACGAACAUUUGCAGAACAAUUACAACAAAAGAUAAAAGAAUUAGAAGUUGUGGAUCAGACUGCAUCUUUAUUCACACAAAUGAAAAUAAGGCCAGAAACAAACAUUGAGGAUGAUGAUCCAUUAAAACAGAUGCUUAAUCCCAGGAUUAAGGAGAAACAGAUCAACUAUGAAUCUGAUGAAUCCAAUAGCUAUGCUAAAGUCAUACAGAAGAUUGAUUCAGUUGAACCCAAAACGCACUACCGGGCCUACCAGACUAUAAAAGCCAAGAACAUCAGUGAAAUCCCAAAGGAUAAAUUACCCUCACAGUCACCUAGUGUUAAAGACAAUUGUGUAAUCAUGGAGACAAAUACAAUAUCUAGAAAACUAAAAAACAAAGGCAAAUUAACAACAAUACUCGAAUCAGACAGUCCUAUUGGCCAGCCAGUUGAGACAAUAGAUAAUAGAACUGUAUUAUCAAAAGAUAUCCCUGAUGAUGUUAAAACUGAUAAGUCUAAAGGUGCCAGCAAGAAAACAAUUCAAUAUGAGGGUGUACUUGCAUAUAGACCUAAAGGGACACAUGAGUCUAGUAUAACUCUGUCAAUGGAGGAAUCUCUCAACCUACAAAAGGAGCAAGCCAAAAAGCAACAGACACUUCAAGCGAUCCAGGCCAGUGAGAGACUUGCUCAAACAGUGGGGGUGAAGAUGCAGCCAUACAAUCCAGAGGGGAAUACCAUUACACAAAGUUACCGUGACAACAAGUCUGGAAUGUCAGAUGACACAGACAGUGACGAUGAUGAGAAUGAACAGGUUGAUUAUCCAGAGUGACAGAUAAAUGGGGACAUUCUCGUAAUCAAGAACUCAGAUCUAAUGGGAGAUUAGUAAAGUAACUCAAGAGUCAAUACAUUUAAAUUUUGUCUCGGAUAUUGUGUCUGGCUGUUUGAAAGUACAGGU
Molecule: messenger RNA, 1128 nt
Organism: Owenia fusiformis
Lineage: Eukaryota; Metazoa; Annelida; Polychaeta; Sabellida; Oweniidae
Source: the annotation of a GenBank genome assembly